Molecule: messenger RNA, 1272 nt
Organism: Cynoglossus semilaevis (tongue sole)
Lineage: Eukaryota; Metazoa; Chordata; Actinopteri; Pleuronectiformes; Cynoglossidae
Gene: penka
Product: proenkephalin a
Exons: 3
Coding region: 270-1001 (243 amino acids)
Biological process (GO): neuropeptide signaling pathway; sensory perception; chemical synaptic transmission
Cellular component (GO): axon terminus; dendrite; neuronal cell body
Molecular function (GO): opioid receptor binding
Source: RefSeq, a predicted model, not a curated record
ACCGGGCGCACAAACAGUAGUUUUGAGAGCGCGUGCACGGCUGACUGACUCCGCUGUAGAGUUGCGUGUAGAUUAUUUUAUUCUCUGCAGCCAACCGCGGUCCGACCAGAGAUUCAGUCACAGAAACUUCUUAUCUGUCAAGCGCACGUUUAUUCAGCGCGACAAUUCGGCUCACUUUACGGUCACCUACUGCACCGACACUGACGAAGUCGCGCGUCGGAGAGAAAAACAGAUUGGCUUAAAAAGAGCUUGAUAAAAACAAAGAGUCCAUGGCUGGCCUCUCUCACAGGAGCUGCAUGUGGGUGCUGUUCCUGAGUGUUUGUGUGUCACUGGUGGCCACCACAGACUGCGGCAAGGAGUGUGCACUGUGUGUGUACCAGCUGCUGGAACAACAGUCCCCGCUCUCUGCACUGGCAUGCUCACUGGAGUGUGAUGGUGCGUUGAACAGUCAGAAGCUCAGCAGGUGCCAGGACCUUCUGCUGGGGGACGAGAACCAAAUCCCCCUGGAGGCUGACCCUCAUCAACUGGAGGCAAACGUCGUGAUGGCCGACAGCGAGGAAGCGGCGUCACCGAAUCAUCAGCUGAUGAAGAAGUACGGUGGCUUCAUGAAGAGAUACGGCGGUUUCAUGACCCGCCGCUCUUCUACCCCUUCAGCAGAGGGGGCGCUAGAGAGCCCUGACGAUAAUGAAGUUGUCGGCCUGCAGCUCUUAAAGCUCCUCAGUGAAGCAGCAGAGCACGGCAGUGACGGGGACAGUCGGGUGCAUCAGGCAGUCAAGAGGUACGGGGGCUUCAUGAGGCAAGCUGAGAGCAGCGUGGAACAGAGCGAUCUGCUGGAGGCUGUUUUAGACCGUGGGCUCAAGAAGCGCUACGGAGGGUUCAUGAGGCGUGUAGGCAAGCCUGAAUGGCUGGUGGACAGCAAGAGCAAGAGAGGGGGGCUGUUGAAACAGGCCUGGAAGAGUGACAUUGAGAGAAAGAAAAUGGAUGAAGGAUUCAUGGACUAGGAUGCCACCGCCACGGCCUCUCCAUCCCAUCAGCCCUCCAACUGGUUGCCAUGUAGUGUGGAGUUGGUGCUGUGAGAGUCAGCUGACUGCUCCCUUUGCUAAUUACGUUGUUUCCUGCUGCUUUGUGGAAUGUGCUGCUUCUGCCUCCAUUGUAGGACCUCCUGGUCUGGUGUUGAUAAAACGAUGAUAGCUGUAGGUGUACAUAAAUGAUAUAUAUGUGGUCUGUUUGGGGUCCACUGAUGUUGUGUAUUAAAUUAACCUGUUGAUUGUG